CCACCUAAACAUUAGGAAGAACUUCCUGACAGUAAGAGCUGUUCGGCAGUGGAAUUUGCUGCCAAGGAGUGUGGUGGAGUCUCCUUUGGAGGUCUUUAAGCAGAGGCUUGACAGCCAUCUGUCAGGAAUGCUUUGAUGGUGUUUCCUGCUUGGCAGGGGGUUGGACUGGAUGGCCCUUGUGGUCUCUUCCAACUCUAGGAUUUCUAACCUAUACCAUCAGCAACUGAAUCUAUAGGGAUCCAGUUUUCAGCUCCUGAGCUGGGGUUUAUCGCACAAGAUCAUCUGGUGCACUGGCCUGGCCCAAGUGGAUUAUUUCUGCUUUCAUCUUCCGUUUCCUUGGAGGAAAUGAAGGCCAAGCGAUGACGGCUGGCUGAAGGCGCCCACCAAGUUUUAAGCCCGAGUGGAAAUUUGAACCCGUCUCUCUUGCCUGGAUAAUACUAAAGUUAGAAAGAGUGAAAUGCUUAUGGGGAGUGUCCUGUGCAAUGACAAAGGCGAGGGCAUGCCUGGUUUUCCCUUGUGUGUUUUUAAUUUCAGUGAUGCCUCAGCCUCUUCCGCCAAUUUAGCUGCUUCAAUGCAGGAAUUGCAGAUAAAGACCCCAAAGAGGGGGGAAUCCAACUUCCGUUUUAAAACCUCCCACAAAGGAGGGGCCAAAUGAAGUCACAGAAGGCGCGGAGCUGCCGGGAGGUGCCGUCUUGAUGAACGGGGCACCCCUGGAGGGGGCCCUCCCACCUCCCGCCAGUCCCGCCCAGAGCCAGCUCUCCUUCCAGAUCCAGUCGGUGACCCCAUUCCCCGAGCCCAGCCAGCCCCGGGAGACGUGGGGAGGGAAGUACGAGUUCCUCCUCUCCUGCAUUGGGUACUGCGUGGGGCUGGGCAACGUGUGGAGGUUCCCGUAUCUCUGCUAUCGCAACGGGGGUGGGGUGUUCCUGAUCCCAUACGCCAUCAUGCUUCUCUUCACUGGUCUGCCUCUCUUCUUGAUGGAGCUGAGCCUGGGCCAAUAUGGGGCUGCGGGACCUAUCACUGUCUGGAAGUGCUGCCCCCUCUUGAAAGGGAUUGGGAUCGGAAUGCUGCUGGUCUCCUCGCUGGUCUCUCUCUACUACAACAUCAUCAUUGCCUGGACCUUCUAUUACUUGGGCAUGUCUUUGCAGAGCCCCCUGCCCUGGUCCUGCGAUGCCCCACAGAACGCCCGCCUCUGCCAGUUCCAGAACGAAUCCUGGGGCAACGCCUCUCAAGUCAGCGCCAGUGAAGUCUUUUGGAACGAACAGGUCCUUGGCGUGGUCCACAGCACUGGCCUGGGAGACCCUGGCCCCGUGAGAUGGCCGCUGGCUCUGUGUCUGCUGCUCGCCUGGCUGGUCAUCUUUCUGUGCAUGCUCAAGGGAAUCCACAGCUCUGGAAAGGUGGUCUACUUCACAGCUACCUUCCCCUACGUGGUCAUCGUGGUGUUGAUCAUCCGAGGAGCCACUCUGGAGGGAUCCAUCGAGGGCGUGCGAUUCUACCUCUCCGCAGACUGGAGCCGGCUGAGCAGUGCGCAGGUCUGGAACGAUGCUGCCUCGCAAAUCUUCUAUUCUCUGGGCAUUGGCUUUGGGGGUCUGCUUUCUAUGGCUUCCUACAACAAGUUUGACAACAAUGUGAUCAGGGACACCCUGGUCAUCGCCAUUGGCAACUGCUGCACCAGUUUCUUUGCUGGCUUCGCCAUCUUCUCCAUCCUGGGCCACAUGGCUUGGCGGAAGAAGGUCCCCGUGGGGAAAGUGGCAGAUUCAGGUCCAGGUCUGGCUUUCGUGGCCUACCCAGAAGCCCUCGCUCUGCUGCCGGGGUCGUCCUUCUGGUCCAUCCUCUUCUUCCUGAUGCUCUUCACCCUCGGAGUGGACACCUUGUUCGGGAACAUGGAAGGCAUCACGACGGCAGCGAUGGACGAGUUUCCUUCGCUUCGCGACUGGAGGCGCAAAGCCGUCUUCCUGGGGCUUCUCUGCUUUGCCUUCUACCUUCUGGGGCUCCUGCUAAUCACAGAGGGCGGCAUCUACUGGUUCACCCUCAUGGACUCUUAUAGCACCAGCUUUGGGCUCAUCAUCAUCGCCCUCUUCAUGUGCCUCGGAGUUACCUUCUUCUACGGCAUCAAUAAGUUCUGCCAAGACAUCGUGGACAUGAUCUGCCGCUGCCCACCCUGGUGCAGCCAGCUGGUGCUCUACUUCAAAGCCUGCUGGGUGGUCUUCACGCCAGGGCUCUUGCUGUUCAUCCUCUUCUACAUCUUCCUGGAUCUGUCCAGCACGACUUUGCAUUACGGCACUUACCAGUAUCCCCAGUGGGGGGAGGCCCUGGGCAUCUGCAUGGGGGUCGUGACCUGCAUCCAGAUCCCUCUCUGGGCAGCCAUCGCCCUCUUCAAGGAGUCGGGGACCCUGGCAGAUCGUUUCAGGAAAGCCAUCCGCCCUCUGAACUCCUGGCGAAGUGCCAGCAGCCGAGACGCAUCUCACGAGAUCAUCGAUGUCCCCUACACGGUGAACCUGACGGACAAUGACUUCACGGGGGGCUGGCAGCCGCCGCGCAGCAACGAAGCAUCAAUCUGUGGGUGAACGGAGAGGGUUCAUGCCAGCUCCACAGAGCCGCGGUUGUCCGCCUUUGCCGACAGCAACCGCCCUUCUCGGCUUCCUUGGAGACGUUGAUGGAGACCUCCAGGAAGCCCUGCUGGAUCAGGGCCAAACUCUUCAUUGCGAGGCCUGCCUAAGGCUGCAGAGAUCAUUUCCUUACGUCACAGGGUGGUGGCCCGGAGCUGGCAGAACUCUUCCACGUCCUGCUGUGGCGACGUUGGUGGCACUUGCCAGUCCAGCCCCCCAGCCCUGCGGGGCUCACGAACGCAGCAGGCUAUUGCUGUCUCCAGGAGCUCCUCCAACUCAGCAGAUCUUGGCAGGCUGGAUCCCAGCCAGUCUUCCUGGAUUGGUGAAGAGUCAACCCCCCCUUUCUCAUUUGCACAUCUGACUCUCUGGCCAGGAAGAAAACAAGCAGGACGUUGUCUGCUGAUCUGGGCUGCUUCCUCCCUUGUGCCCCACCCAGGUCAUUCUUCCUUAUUCCCUCUUCCCUCCUCUCACCCCCCUUUUUGAAGUGGCCCAAGCAGACGGCCAGUGGGGGGGCUGGGGUUUCUACCAGGUGUUUGCCCGUCUCUUUUUAGACAUCCAAGUUUGGCAGAGUCCCUGCUAGGUGCCAAGUGCGAAGCCAAUGAAGUAACCGAGCUCAAGCCGGUGUAGGGAAGGACCCUAACCCCCUGGAUAAGGACUGGCCCUCCUAUGGGAUGUGGGACUCAACCUGCAUCUGCACUGACCAAUGGCAAUGCUGCCUGGGGCUGAUGAGAGCUGGAGGGGUCCCCGAUUCCUGUCGUCAUGCCCUGGAAGGUGCAGGCAGCUGGAUCUCUGCAGCUGCCACAGAGGGGGGUCUCCACCCUUGAGCCCCUUCCCCUGCCAUUGCUCCUCCUGAAAGACACCAGCUCAGAAUCCCCUUGCCCCCCGUCUCUGCGUUCCGUUGCUCUGUUGUAUUCCCUCUUUGGAUUCCUGUUUCUCUCUCUUCAGAUCUGCGGGUGCCAAUGUGUGGAUGACUAGGGAGGGGGUUCGAACUGUAUGUGGCUUUGGUUGGCGGAAGUGGGGGGGCGCAUUGGGAGGGAAAGGUUUGGAAGGUUCUGUGAAGACCAGACGUGGAAGCAGGGCUCCCCCUCCCUUCCAGGGGAAACUGGAAGAUUUCCCCCUAAAUAAAUGGUGUGAUCUCUUCCGAGUGCCUUGAGGCAGUUGAUUUUUUUCUCUCCCUUGGGAACUGUGCCAAAGACAGCCCAGGGUAGGAUUAGGGUGCAUACACAUAGCCCACAUUGCGUGCAUAAAUGGCUAUUGCAAUGCUAUAGCACAUAUAGCACAGGGCUGACCCAGAAGACAAGUUAGGAAAUGUCAGCCGAUGUAGAAUUUGGUGGCCAGGCAGUUCCCUGGGGCAAGAUGCCUAUCCUGGCCACCAAUCUGUUUCUAGGCCUUAUAAACAGCUCAGGGCUGCAAUACCUCAUGAACUGACCCGGAUCCUGAGCUCAUCCUCUGAGGCCCUUCUUCGUGUGCCCCCCUUCCCUGCAAUGGCAAGAGCUGUCCGGCAGUGGAACAGACUUCCUUGGAGUUUUUUAAGCAGAGAUCAGACGACAACCUGACAGGGAUCCUUCAGCUGCGAGCUGCCAAGUCCUUACCAGGGGGAA
Molecule: messenger RNA, 4207 nt
Organism: Zootoca vivipara (common lizard)
Lineage: Eukaryota; Metazoa; Chordata; Lepidosauria; Squamata; Lacertidae
Source: RefSeq, a predicted model, not a curated record